Messenger RNA from Actinia tenebrosa (Australian red waratah sea anemone), 2376 nucleotides. RefSeq names its product myotubularin-related protein 9. NCBI's taxonomy places the organism in Eukaryota, Metazoa, Cnidaria, Anthozoa, Actiniaria, Actiniidae. Gene Ontology annotation, cellular component: cytoplasm. Gene Ontology annotation, molecular function: phosphatidylinositol-3-phosphate phosphatase activity; phosphatidylinositol-3,5-bisphosphate phosphatase activity; protein phosphatase binding. Gene Ontology annotation, biological process: phosphatidylinositol dephosphorylation; negative regulation of autophagy. The record is from RefSeq and is a predicted model, not a curated record.
GUGGCUGUUCUUCGUUCUGGUCAACCUGUGUUAGGGCUGGGGAACAGAAGGUGUAAAGAUGAUGAAAAACUGAUAAAUGCUGCUCUAAAAGAGAAGAAAAAAGGAAUAAUUGUUGACACAAGAAGCCAGGCAGCGACAAUCAAUAGCAGAAGUAAAGGUGGUGGAAUUGAGCCUGAAUCAAAUUACCCACAGUGGAAAAGAGUCAACCACAACAUUGAGAAAUAUUCAGCUCUAAACGACAGCAUUGCAAAACUUGUUGAAGGUGCGUUGGAUCACCAUCUAAGCAUGAAUUCUUGGUUGUCUAAACUUGAGUCAAGUGGAUGGCUAGAUCACGUACAAGCUGUUCUGAGCAGUGCCCACUUUGUUGCUACAUGCGUGGAUAAGCAAGGUGUUCCAGUCCUUGUCCAUGGAGAUGCUGGAUAUGAUGCCACACUUCAAGUGACAUCAUUAGUUCAAGUUAUUUUAGAACCAAACUGCCGAACUGUUAAAGGCUUUCAGGGUUUGAUAGACAGAGAAUGGUUACGUGCAGGCUAUCCUUUUGCAACAAGGUGCAUCAAAGUUGGUGUAUCACCUAUUAGAUACAAAGGACAAGGACCUUGUUUUUUAUUGUUUUUGGAGUGUGUAUGGCAGAUCUAUCAGCAGUUCCCUUGUUCAUUUCAAUUCAAUGACAAGUUUUUACAAUUUUUAUACCAGCAUUCGUAUUACUCUCAGUUUGGAACGUUUCUGUGUAACAAUGAAUUUGAGCGUGCUGCUAUCAAGUUAAAGAAAAAGACCAUCUCUUUAUGGUCAUUCAUCAAUCAAAGGGAAGUUAUUGCUCCGAUGCUAAACUCAAUGUAUGAAAUGAAUGUGUCUGCUAUUUGGCCUUCGGUUUCUUCGCAAAGUCUGAGCUUGUGGUCGGGACUUUUCCUUAAGUGGCAAAAAUCUCAUAGAAACGGAGAUUUCUUUUGGGAAGAAGUAAGAAGAAUUCAAAAUAACAACAAAGAGUUAAAACACAAAGCAGUCUCCUUAAGAAAAGAAUUUGCUCAACUUCAAGCAAGUUUAUUUGGAAGAUGAAAACAGAGUAUUCCAUGCUGCAGCACAUCAUAGGAUCGAAACCUGUUCUAAAUUGAUAUUAAAAAAUUUGGCCCAACAAAUGUUGGCUGAAUUUUUGAGUCAAAUACGUUGGGCUCGUUUGCCAUGCUCCUUAGCUAACAUGUGUUGGUUAAAAUGUCGGGACCGUUUUUCAUGUGUGUGUCAAAAUGUUAACCAAAAUUGUUAGAUAAGUGUUAAAAUGUUGGGGGAAAUGUUGCUUGAAGUUUGUGUCAAAUGUUGGGGCCUUUUGCCAGGAUGAAAGGAAGAGGGUUUAUCGAGUAAGUAGAACAUUUUAAAACUUCGCACAAUACUUAUUACUGUGCUCUUACAAAUAUAGCACAUUGAGAAGUUUUGUUUUUGAUUGGCUUUUUAACAAAUAGUUGGUCAUCAUUUAUGAUUUGUCUUUUUUACAGCAUACAUUCUGAAUCACAGGCGCCCUCUAGCGCUUGUUCCUGUCGCGACGAAGAAGGUUUUGGUGGACAUCAAUCACAAGGCGUUUCCAUAACAUGGUCCGAAAACACGAAGCUAUAAGGGCGCGUGCCUAUAGAAUGUCAUUGAAACGUCUUGAUUGACGUCCAUCAAAAGCUUGUUCGUCGCGACAGAAACAAUCUCUAAAGCGGCGCGUGUGAUUGAGGAUGGCUGUAAUGAACCAGGCUACAAAUUGUUUUUAUUCCAAAUCAUAAAAUAGCUGCUCCAAAUCUCGCGAACUGAUUAGUUGGGAGCGCGUGCUUUAUGAGAGCAUGUUACGCCACAAAAUGUAAUAACUCGCGCAAAAUGUAAUAACAACGCAAAAUGUAAUAAUUUUUGACGCAAAAUGUAAUAACAACGCAAAAUAUAAUGACUUUUGACGCAAAAUGUAAUAACUGCUCUAACGCAAAAUGUAAUAACUUUUGACUCAAAAUGUAAUAAUUCUGUUUAACGCAAAAUGUAUUAACUUUUGACGCAAAAUGUAUUAACUUUUGACGCAAAAUGUAUUAACUUUUGACGCAAAAUGUAAUAACUUCAAUAACGCAUUUUAAAAUCAAUGUUUACUGAAUGGACGUAAACGACACAGUAGAACCGAACAGAACAGAAUAGAGAAUCUUCUGGGGAAAAUAACUAGUUAGACUACAUUCAAAUUACGAGAUAUUAAACAAAUGCCCGCGCCUUUUUCCUAAGAUGAAAUGCUAAUUUUUAUGUGUUUUUUUUUAUUGCUAAUUGAUGAACAUUGUGACAAAUUAAUUUAUGUUGUUUUUGUACGUUUUUUACCAUAAUGUGGUAACUUUUUAAAAUUGUUAUUUACUCAAUAAAAUGAUUAACAAGUUU